Messenger RNA from Emericellopsis cladophorae, 1896 nucleotides. RefSeq lists its product as uncharacterized. NCBI's taxonomy places the organism in Eukaryota, Fungi, Ascomycota, Sordariomycetes, Hypocreales, Bionectriaceae. The coding region runs from base 1 to 1896 and encodes 631 amino acids. Gene Ontology annotation, molecular function: hydrolase activity, acting on carbon-nitrogen (but not peptide) bonds. The record is from RefSeq and is a predicted model, not a curated record. The transcript has 2 exons.
AUGAUAUGUUCAAGACGGGGCUGGGCCGCCGCUGCACUCGCCCUCGCCCUCGCCCUCGCCCUCGCCCUCGCCCUCACCGCCUGCCAGACAUACGCCCAAGAGGCCGGCACAGAAGACGCUGUCUACGCCUACGACAACGUGCUGCCUCAUAUCGAAUACCCAUGGGAGGCACAGCAAGGCACUGGCCAGGCCGCGCAGCCACACUGCUACAGAAAAGUCUACACCUUGGAUCCUGAUCUUGGUGAGGCCGAGUGCUUCACUGUUGAUCCAGAUACUGGAAUUUUUCUUGAUGUCGGCUCGCAGGGUGAGCCCUUCGACCACAUACAGAGAGUCAAUGCUGUUGCCGUGCCGGGCUUGUGGGAUGGACAUGGCCACCUCGCGCAGUACGGCGAGUUCCUACACACGGUGGACCUGUUUGAUGUCGACUCGCCGCGGGACCUCCGCAACAGGGUGAAAAAAUACGUCCGAGAACACGGGAGCAAGAUUGGCACGGCGGAGAAAUGGAUCAGGGGCGUCGGCUGGGACCAAGGUGUCAUUGGACGUAUGCCCAUGGCUGACGACUUUGAGCAAGAUCCUGAGCUGCAGGGUCUCUACAUCAUGCUCGACCGCUCAGACGUCCACUGCGCCCUCGUGUCAAACGCUGUGCUCAAACUCCUACCCCCGGACCUACCCGAUGAGAUCGAGGGUGGCCUCAUCGUCACCGACCCCGGUCGAGGCGUCUUCUGCGACAAGGCCAUGGACAUCAUCACGCCUCUCCGCCCAAAGCCCACACGAACAGACCUGGUCGCAGAGGUAAAGACCGCCAUCCAGGCCCUUCACAGGGUGGGCAUCGUGGGCAUGCACGACGCAGGGGCCCGCCCCAACACCAUCCAGCUCUACGAAGAGUUGGCAUCAGCAGAUCCAGACUGGACGCUCAAGGUGUACGCCAUGAUUGAGUGCGUGGAGCGCAACACCUUCUGCGCGGAGCAGGUGCCCCAGUUCACGAGGCCGGACGGGAAGCUCAGCGUCCGUUCCGUCAAGCUUUUUGCCGAUGGCGCCCUCGGCUCAUGGGGCAGCGCCAUGCUCGAACCCUACACCGACAGCCCCAACACCAACGGCAGUCUGCUCCUCCCGCCCGAGGACCUCCGAGACGUCGCUCUCCAGUGGGCGCAGGCGGGCUACCAGGUCAACAUCCACGCCAUCGGCGACUACGCCAACCGCCUCGCCAUUGACGCCUUGGAGAAUGCCCUCAGACACACCUGUCCCGAGACGGAGACGAAAGCACAGCUGCGAGAGUGUCAGAUGAACUUGAAGCGCCACCGCAUCGAGCACGCUCAAAUCAUACACCCAGAUGACCAGGUGCGCAUGAGAGACCUGGGUAUCAUCCCGUCGCUGCAGCCUUCCCACGCAGUAGCCGAUGCUCCCAUUGCCGAGGAGCGCCUCGGAAAGGAGCGUUAUGAGAAAUACGGCUACCGUCAUGGUUCCCUCCGCGCAAACCUUCCCAUCAUCGGCUCAGAUUUUCCCGUGACACCCCCCAGUCCGUUGCGCGAUAUCCUCGCGGCGGCGAGCUAUAAUCGUGACCACAACGAUGCGGACGGCGAGCGACCGUUCAAGAAGGAGGCAGUGACGCAGAUGCAAGCACUGGCUGGCAUCACGGUGCAUCCCGCGGCUGGCUCGUUUCUAGAGCACAAGGCGGGUCGGAUCAGGCCUGGGAACUGGGGGGAUUGGGUGGUCAUCGACAAGGAUGCCUUCACCCAGCAUCUCAUUGACGAUCCAGAGGCGGUCAUGGACCAGUUUGAUGACAGACAUAUCCUUGAGACGUGGGUAAAUGGCAAGAUGGUAUACCAACGGCCCAACCCGGAAGCGGUUGUGGAGGAAGACAGAAAGAUGCCAGAGACAUCCGUCUCGGGGGUAUGA